AUGCGUUAUACUAACGAUUUCUUAAAGUUCGUCAACGCCUCGCCAUCACCUUAUCAUGCGGUGCAAAACUCGGUUCGCAUGCUCGCCGAUGCAGGCUACGUCGAGCUUUCUGAGCGAUCCCAAUGGAACCUCAAGGCUGGCGGCCGCUACUUUGUGACUAGAAACGGCUCUUCUAUCGUUGCUUUCGCUGUAGGCGGUAAGUGGCAGCCUGGAAAUGGUGUUGCGGUUAUUGGUGCGCACACCGAUUCGCCCUGCUUCCGAGUAAAGCCUGAAAGUAACCGUCAGAAGGAAGGCUAUCUUCAGGUCGGCGUUGAAUGCUAUGGCGGUGGCUUGUGGCCUACUUGGUUUGACCGUGACUUGGGAAUUGCUGGUAGAGUAUAUGUUUCUGAGAACGGAAAGCAUGUGCCCAAGCUGGUCAAGAUUGAUCGGCCCAUUCUUCGGAUCCCAACUAUCGCCAUUCAUCUCCACCGAGAACAGGGCACGAAGCUCGAGUUUAACAAGGAAGAUCACCUUGAGCCUAUUCUUGGUUUAAUCAAAAGCUCUUUUGAUGGAAAGCCGGCUGAUUCGACCGAGCAAAAGGCAACCACGGCCGGCGUGACCACUAUGUCCUCUCGUCACUGUCCCCAGCUUUUGCAGGAGGUUGCCAAAGAAAUCAACGUCGAUCCCGCGGCAAUUGAGGAUUUCGAGCUGGUCGUUUUCGAUACCCAGCCAUCUGUCGUUGGAGGACUUAACAAUGAGUUCGUUUUCUCGGCUCGUCUGGAUAAUCUUAACUCUUCCUUCUGCUCUCUUCAGGGUCUCAUCAACUCGGAUGCUUCUAUCGCAGACGACGCUAGUAUUCGUGCUGUUGCAUUGUUCGAUCAUGAGGAAAUUGGCUCGGAAUCAGCUCAGGGUGCGGCUUCUAACUUUUUGCACGCCAUUAUCUCUCGCCUGGCUUCUGAAGGCACUAAUGUUCCUUACGAGGCUCUUUCCAAGUCGUUCCUGCUUUCAGCUGACAUGGCGCAUGCUAUCCACCCCAAUUACAGCGCCAAGCAUGAGGCUCGCCAUAAACCCGCCAUCAACGGUGGUCCGGUCAUCAAGAUUAAUGCCAAUCAGCGGUAUGCCACGAACUCACCCGGCAUUGUUCUUCUUCAGGAAGUAGCAAAGAAGGCUGAGGUUCCAUUGCAGCUCUUUGUUGUUCGCAAUGACUCGCUCUGCGGAUCAACCAUCGGCCCUAUCUUGGCUUCAAGGUUGGGCAUCCGUACUCUUGAUAUCGGAAACCCUCAGUUGUCAAUGCACUCUGUUCGGGAGACUGGUGGCUCUGCUGAUAUCGGUUAUGCGGUCGACUUGUUCACCAGCUUCUUUAACCAUUUCACUGAGAUCGACAGUACUAUCGAGGUCUAA
Molecule: messenger RNA, 1380 nt
Organism: Wickerhamiella sorbophila
Lineage: Eukaryota; Fungi; Ascomycota; Dipodascomycetes; Dipodascales; Trichomonascaceae
Product: Aspartyl aminopeptidase
Exons: 1
Coding region: 1-1380 (459 amino acids)
Biological process (GO): proteolysis
Cellular component (GO): fungal-type vacuole
Molecular function (GO): metalloaminopeptidase activity; zinc ion binding
Source: RefSeq, a predicted model, not a curated record